Chelmon rostratus (copperband butterflyfish) is the source of this 3323-nucleotide messenger RNA. RefSeq names its product WASP family member 2 (gene wasf2). Gene Ontology annotation, cellular component: cytoskeleton. Gene Ontology annotation, molecular function: protein kinase A regulatory subunit binding; Arp2/3 complex binding; actin binding. Bases 158 to 1630 code for a protein of 490 amino acids. The transcript is spliced from 9 exons. Lineage: Eukaryota; Metazoa; Chordata; Actinopteri; Chaetodontiformes; Chaetodontidae. Gene Ontology annotation, biological process: actin cytoskeleton organization; positive regulation of Arp2/3 complex-mediated actin nucleation. The record is from RefSeq and is a predicted model, not a curated record.
CUUUUGUGAUCUGUGUAGCUCGUCCGUAUACUGUACCGCUCAACAUCUCUUGGAAAUCUUGAGACAGGACAACAACCGGACUGUAUAGAGAGAGGGAGAAAGAGCCUGCAGUUGCAACUCUUGACGGGUUGGGACCCCCUAUGCUCAACACCCCACCAUGCCUCUGGUUACGAGGAAUAUAGAGCCGCGACACUUGUGUCGCCAGACCAUCCCUUCCAACAUCCGCAGUGAGCUGGAAUGUGUCACCAAUAUCAGCCUGGCCAACAUCAUCCGCCAGCUCGGCAGCCUCAGUAAAUAUGCUGAGGAUGUGUUUGGGGAGUUGUUUGUCCAGGCUGGAGCAUUUGCAGUCAGAGUAAAUACUCUGGGAGAAAGAGUAGAUCGUCUGCAGGUUAAAGUCACCCAGCUGGACCCCAAAGAAGAGGAGGUCUCUCUGCAGGCCAUCACUACCCGUAAGGCCUUCCGUAGCAGUCUGACCCAGGACCAGCAGCUGUUCACCAGGCCGUCGCUGCCUGUGCCCGUACAGGAGACCUACGUGACCUGUAAUCCACCCCCACCACUCAACCAGCUCAGCCAGUACCGGGACGAUGGAAAGGAGGCCCUUAAGUUUUACACUGAUCCCUCCUACUUCUUUGACCUGUGGAAGGAGAAGAUGCUGCAGGACACCAAGGACAUCAUGAAGGAGAAACGCAAGCACAGAAAGGAGAAGAAAGACCAUCUGAACCAACGGACGCUCAAUCCUAGAAAGAUCAAGACCAGGAAGGAGGAAUGGGAACGGCGUAAGAUGGGGGAGGAGUUUGUGGUGCCAAAGAAUGAUUUGAUGAAUUCUUCUGAGGGUCUGAAUGGCAGUAUCGGCUCUGGUGAAGGCUUCAUUUCUGAAGGCCUCGAGCAGAGUACCGGCUCCUACGCUUAUGACCCCGGUUCCCCUUUCUCUCAGCCUAGCUCCGAUGACUUCCUGCCUCCUCCACCUCCAGACAUGGCGUAUAAUGACGGACAGUAUGGAGCACCAGCCCAGAAGCGUGUCAGCGUGCUGAGUCCAAACCACCCGCCUCCUGCUCCCCCCAUGGCCUCUCCUCCACCCAACUCUCGCCCCAACCUUGCCCCUCCCCCUGCACCUCCUCCCCCUCCUCCCCCCUCUGGUUUUGGGGUUCCCCCACCUCCCCCUGGCUUCGACGCUCCACCCUCUCCCCCUCCGUUCUCCACCUCUCCUGCCGCCUGUCCCUCCCCACCUGCUCCCCCUCCUCCACCCGCUAUGUCUGCUGUUUCUCCUCCUCCUCCGCCACCUAUGCCUGCAAGUGGUGGUCCACCUCCUCCUCCUCCCCCUCCACCUCCCCCUGGCCCUCCUCCCUCAUCUUUUGACAACUCUGCUCCCCCUCCUCCCUCUGGUGGUGGUGGGGCACCCAGCUCUGCUCCCAAACCUCAGCCAGAGCCCGCUGGUGACGCUCGCAGCGACCUGCUGCAGGCCAUCCGGCAAGGAUUCAACCUGCGUAAGGUGGAGGCACAGCGCGAGCAGGAGAAGAGGGAUCACUUCGGUAACGACGUGGCCGCCAUCCUGUCCCGUCGUAUCGCUGUAGAGUGCAGUGACAGUGAGGAUGACUCUUCAGAGUUUGACGAUGACGAUUGGUCUGAAUAAUUGCCAUCCCUUUGUACCUUUACUGCCACCUCUGUAUCUUUCCUCAGCUGUAAACAUCAGUGUGUUUCCAUUCGGAUUACAUUCUGAAGUACCAGUGAGGCAGGGGUCCAUGUUCUGUGUGUCUGUCAGAUUUUGAGUAUGUGUACAUAGUAUGCACAGUGACCUAUUAUGAAUCACAUUCCUCAACUUGUUUAUGUCAGUUUGUCCAAAAUUAUUCAGAUAAGAGGUGCAAAAGUCCAAAGAUUGAGUAACUGCUUGAUUCCACCAGGCAUGGCUACGUCACAUUCUAGACAAUAUUUGUGGCUCCAACAGAGCGCGAGUCAUGUCCCAGACGAGGCUCUCCACUCUGCUCCGCCUAAAAUAUUUACCUAGUCUAUCAGAAGCAGCAUCAAGCUGCACAGAGCAGAUUAAGCCUGGCUACAAGUCGGACACAGGAACAUCACUGAGCAUCCAGUCAGUUUUCAAAAUAAAACACCCUGUGCAGAGUCCCAAUCCUAAAAACAGACAAAAGAAACCAUUAAACUAUGUUACCUACCUAUGAUGGAAACACAAAAACAAAGGAACAAAUCAACAAAAUCUGACCAAGUUAACACAAGCAGGUGGGCAAAAUGCUGUGUUUCUGUGGGUGCUCUGGUGGGGCAUGAAGCCGUGCAGUGAAUGGAACAAAAUCAUGUUACAGCAUCUUAGAGCCGGGCCUGGUUGACUCAAGGCACAGAAGUGUGAGUGUGUCUGGUUGUGUCCCGAUCUGUGAUUGCUUUCAUUGGACGACACCGCGUUGUUAUUGAUGUGAGAGUGUUGUGUGAUGUGAUGCACGUCUCUCUGCUGAGUCCCUGCGUGAUCACAUCGCCUCUGUCAUUAUCUUCAUGUCUGUUAGAAUCAGAUGUCCUUUGCUGCUUGCUUAAUGUCUGAUUUUAUCUGCUUUAAUAUAUUUUGGCAAAGGGUAAUAGACAUCAAGUGCACACGCACACAAGCGCGCAGCCUCUUCCUAUUUGUAUGUGCUUAGUGGAAAGACUAAAGUUGUUGAUGUCAAAACAUUCUUACCCAUUUAUAGAUUAUAUGAUAGAGAUGUAAAGUUUAUAAUACAUAUUGAAUCAUUAUCUAAGAUAAUUAAUGUGAUGCCUUUAUGUCCCUUUAAAGCAGAGUUUUUAUCACUUCUCCUUUCCUCACUUUUGUGGUUGUCAUGGGAACAAUUGACUUGUGGAUGAGACAUGGUUUUAGCUUAUGAAGAAAUUCGUGAAGGGGAAGUAUGAGAUCACCAUAGCGAACAUAUGCAGCCAUUUAACACAAAUAUCAUGAUUCAUUUUGUACUGUGAUUCGACUCUGCUACCUUUUUCUUCCUGUAGUUUUGUUUCUGGGGAUGAACUUGGCUGUGAUGCUUUAAUCAGAAUCAGGAAACCUUUUGCCUUAUCCCUGAUAGGUGCCUUUUUUUUGCUGCAGUUCAGUGUCAGUGCAGGUUUAUUUCGGUCAUCCACACUGGUCACAGAUCAGCAUCUUCCAAAAAUAUGAACAGCUGCCAUCGAUGAGUCAAACGGAAAACCGACUGAUGUUUUAGUGUAGACAACAUAUUUUCCAAGUGCCUUUUAUUUUUUGUGUUAAAGCACAAUCGCACAGCAUGCUUAGCCAAAGUUAUGCUUCUUCUGCCUUGAUUUUCCAAAUGAUUCUAGUUAUUUCAAUAAAGAUAGAGUGAAUUAAA